This is a messenger RNA of Xenia sp. Carnegie-2017, 3528 nucleotides long. Its product is annotated as myotubularin-related protein 5-like. The transcript is spliced from 21 exons. Bases 1 to 3528 code for a protein of 1175 amino acids. NCBI's taxonomy places the organism in Eukaryota, Metazoa, Cnidaria, Anthozoa, Malacalcyonacea, Xeniidae. The record is from RefSeq and is a predicted model, not a curated record.
AUGCCCACUGACUGGGUCUCUCCGGUGGUGAUUGUUCCCAAGCGUGAUGGUAACAUUCGAUUGUGUGUUGAUAUGCGGAUAGCAAAUACGGCUAUCAAACGAACCAGACAUCCAAUACCAACUGUGGAAGCUGUAUCCAUGGAACUCAAUGGAGCACGUAUAUUUUCAAAGCUUGAUCUUGCUCAAGCAUACCACCAACUAGAACUAUGUCCAGCAUCCCACAGCAUCACAACAUUCUCAACUCAUUGCGGUCUCUAUCGUUAUAAGCGAUUAAACUAUGGAACUAAUGCCGCAGCUGAAUUGUUUCAACAUAAUCUGCAGGAAACAUUGCUAGGAAUUAAAGGGGUCAAGAACAUUGCUGACGACAUAAUCGUAUUUGGAAGUAAUAGAGCAGACAAUGACCGUGCAUUGGAUGAAGUUCUUGCCCGAUUACAAGAUCACAAUCUCACACUUAAUUGCCAAAAGAGCAAGUUCCUGAAGAAGAACCUUGAGUUUUUUGGGUUAUUAUUCUCAGAACAUGGGGUCUGCCCGGACCCAAAAAAGGCAUUACCCUCCGUUCAAAGGGCGUUGAAGUCACAUGGAGCACAACUAGCGUUAUGUCAAGAGCUUGCUGCACGUUCUGAACAACAUAGAGCUGUUCUUGAACAUGAUCAGUUUGUUUUGGUUAUCACAUUAAUGAACUGUGCAUUGCAGGAUGAUGCGAGUUUGAGCGAUGGUGCUGUUGCAUCAGCCUUACUUCCUUUGAUGUCAGAGUUUUGCAGGAACUUAAAACCAGGAGUGAUGCAAUUUGCAUACCCUUGCGUUCAAGAACAUCCCAUUUGGCAAAAUCCGCAGUUUUGGGAAGAAACAUUCUUUAGCGAUGUUCAAACGGAUAUAAAGCAUUUAUACGAUGGAACGAGCGCUAAAAAGAGGCUAUCUACCGAUAAACUGCUAGCCCAUAGUUCUAGCAUUUUUGAACGCCUAUCCACUCCACGAAACUCACGGAACAGCCUCACGCAAGCAUCGCCUCCGUCAUUAGUACCAAAAAAAGACCUCAUUGUGAUCACGAAAUCUGGUAUCUACCCGCAGGAUGUAUCUGAUUCUGAUUUGAUAGUGAAGGAUGAAGCGUUAGAUAUUGCUGCUAAGCAGCUUGGCAUGUGGGAAACAUUUUCAAAAGAUUCACAAAAGACAUACGUAACAAACGAGGAAAGCAUCGUGUUCAGCAAAGCUAUCCACUUCGUCAAUCGUAUGGUGUAUCUCAUGAUACCCCUCAGUGUCUCUCAAAUGGUUAAACCAAAGAAGAGACGUCAAAACGAUGUCAUUCUAGAAAAUACUGGGGUGGGUAGUGUGUAUGGGGACGUCCAUGCUGGUGACCACUGGGAAGAUGAUGAAACGGACACGAUUAUUAAUGAAGUGACGAGAUUUGUUAUUCGCUUUAUGGAUAGAGUUGGAACAGUUGCAGGAAUUUCAACCGACCAUUUAAAGUCUCUUUACAGCUUGGUGCCAAGUGUGGUGACUAUGCACACAGAAUCACUGGAACCAGUUUACAGAGAAUAUAAACAACUUGCUCCCAUUCGAAAGGCUAAGAUAAUCCGACCCGCCAUGUUGCCUUUAGAAGAAAUGCAAAUGGAUGGACUUCGCUGUUAUUUAAUUCCGGAUGGUCGGGAGACUGGCACUUGUGUGCAUUAUGGUGGUCCUGUUAUGUUCCCUGCGGAAGGUGCAGUAUUUGUUACUAACUAUCGGAUUAUAUUCAAAGGAACUCCUCUUGAUGAAUUUGCUUCAGAAAUGAUCGUGACGGGAAGUUUUCCAAUUGGAUCCUUAGUGAGAGAUAAGAAACUCCCAGCUCAGUAUUUGCGACAUCUUAGAUCUUGGUUGCAAGAAUGUGUUCAAUUGCGAUCUGCGACGUUUCAGACACAUUCUCGUUUAAAGAAGCGGACAAGAAACCGCCUGCAAAUCCCACCCGCAGAAAAUCAACCGCGCAAUACUGGCGCUAGGAUACCUCGGGCUGUUAGUGAUAUUCGAAAGGAAGCAAAGCAAGCGAGAGGAUCGAUGAAACGAGGCCAAACUCGAAAUGGCAUAUCGUCCCCUAGAUUACCUAGGAAUAAUUUUUCAUCCGAUGGUUCUGUAGAAAGUAUGAGUGGCGAACAGGUUGAUGGAUCUUUUGUUGUACGAAAUUCGCCGGUUAUUGAAAACUUGAAUUUAACCCCGUAUUGUGAAGAGUAUAAAAGACUUGGCUUUGGCUCUGUACUUGAGGAACGUAUAGGGAGUAAAAGUGGAUCUUGGAGGCUUUCUAUGGUCAAUCUUUCGUACGCAGCCUGUCGAAGUUACCCAGCUGUUUUAGUGGUGCCACAACACGUGACCGAUGACUCUUUGUUACGCGUGUCUAAAAACCAUCGCCAUAUGCGUUUUCCUGUUGCGACGUGGAGACAUAAAGUCAAUAAAUUCGCCGUUUUAUGGCGAUCUUCUGCCAUUGAACGAAGCUCUGUGGCAUCCAUCAUUCACUCUGGUGUAGCUGCAAGUGGUGGAAGCACUGACGCAAUACGUUCAUCCAACGUGGAGCAAGAUAAAUAUUUAUCUGCCCUAGUAUCCUCGAAAAAUAAACGAGAACUAAUGAAAAAUAAAGCGGAGGCGAAACAUCGUUCACUGGCAGCCAACGUCAGCAUGUCUAAAGCAACGAUGAAUCUACGAUCAAAUGACAAGGCAUCUAAACGUGUUUCUGUUGUGGAUUCCGUUGACAAACCAAUAACUCAGCAAGGAUGGGAGCCUGCUGCACUGUACGUUUUUGGAGACAAAAGCAAUUUAAAGAAUUUAAAGAAAGAUUCGUAUCUUAAUAUUGAUUUCGUUCCUAUUGAGAUACCGGAUGUACGUGAUCUCAAAACCAGCUUACGUAAGUUGUUCAAAGUUUGCUGUCCCAGCAAUCCCCCUAAAGAUUUAACACAAGGUGAUCCAUUUUUCAAGUCGUUGCAAGAUACUGAUUGGUUGAAGCAGUUAUCGCUUGUACUUCGGAUAUCCGGUGCUGUCGUGGAUCUUUUGGACAUUCAGGGAUCAUCUGUUCUUGUCUCGUUUGAAGAUGGAUGGGACAUUACUACACAAAUACUACGUCAGUAUCCACUAUCCUUCGAAUUCAACGAGUAUUAUUUACAUUUCCUCGCCUAUCAUCAUGUCUCCAUGCGUUUUCGUACGUUUUUACUGGAUUCAGAGCACGAACGUGUGCAGAUGGGUUGGCUAUCAGAUGCUGAAAAGAAAGAUGCAAAGAAUUCUAAAUCUCACAUAAAAAGUCUUUGGGAUUACAUCGACAUGCUACACAAAAAAUCAUCAUUAUUUUAUAAUUUCAAGUUUUCGAAAGAACAUUCUGAAAAGGUGCUUCGUCCUCAUUGCAACGUUUCCAACCUGAAAUUAUGGAGUUACUUUGUUUCGGAGAAUGUCUCCACUGGUCCAGAGUUUGAUCAAGAAGUCAUUAAUGAGACAGAAACUGCUGCAGAGGAAGGACAACAGAAGUUAGAAGACAAGUACAAUGCCAACAGAUCCAUCACGACCUGCAACUUCUAA